Leptopilina heterotoma is the source of this 5290-nucleotide messenger RNA. It is a transcript of the gene Crag, whose product is annotated as DENN domain-containing protein Crag. NCBI's taxonomy places the organism in Eukaryota, Metazoa, Arthropoda, Insecta, Hymenoptera, Figitidae. Gene Ontology annotation, biological process: regulation of Rab protein signal transduction. The record is from RefSeq and is a predicted model, not a curated record. The coding region runs from base 467 to 5170 and encodes 1567 amino acids. Gene Ontology annotation, molecular function: protein binding. The transcript is spliced from 19 exons. Gene Ontology annotation, cellular component: cytoplasmic vesicle.
AAUUAACACCCACAAAAUUUAUUUUUGUUAGUAUUGAAAAUGUGUUGAAAUUAAUGACUAUUGUGUGUAUUGUUCGAAAAGUCAUCAACAUUGAACUAUUUUUUUCACUUAGAGAAUAUUGAUACCAUAAUCGUUUAUGAAAAUUAAUUUCAAUUAAUUUUUUUUCUACUUGUGACAUGUCUAUUCUUUUAACAAGAAUUCAUGACAUUUUAAAGUUUAUCUAUUUUGAUUAGAAGAAAGUGAUUUAACAUUUAUGUGUAACGAGUGAAUAUUUGAUAUAUUUAUCUAUCUCUUAUUUAUAAGUUAAGCUACUAUGUUAUUGUGAUAUGAAUUUAUUGACGAUUAAGUGUGCACUACACGGGAACUAACCUAAAAUUUCUAAUUCGUACUUCGAGGAAAAAGGCUCUUUCAGUCGAAAGCUUACAAAUGAAUUGUGUUUCAUACUUAUGACAUACCAAAAUUUACGAUGGAGGAGAGAAGAGUGGCAGACUACUUUGUAGUUGCUGGCUUACCUGAUCAAGAUAAUGAUAUUUAUGAAGAAAACGAUGUUUCAAACAAUCUGGAAGAUUGGUGCCAGGAAGGUACACAUCUAAAGGACAUUCAUGUUCCGCCACCUAUAACAGAUUUGGCUGUUAUAUUUCCAACCCUCGGUGAAAGCUGUCCUGAAGGCUACUGCUUACUUAAUAAUACAGUCACUGGAUUUCCCGCAGACUUAAACCAUGGAAGCUUGCGAGCUAACGAAUGUUACUUAUGCUACAGAAGGGGGAGAGAUAAACCACCAUUGGUCGAUAUAGGUGUAAUAUACGAUGGAAAAGAGCGAAUAAUGAAAGACGCUGAAAUUGUAAAGGAGACGCCAACGGGACAUGUGGCAAAUGUUAAUAAUUCAACGUCGAGAAUUUUUGUCACUUACAGACGAGCCAGCCGUAGAAUGCCUUGUAAUUCAUUGGUCGUUACGGACAUAUGUAUGAUUUUGGCCAAUAAAGGAGAGACGCCGCCGCACGCCUUUUGCAUAAUUAAUAAAAAUUUAAAUAAAGGCAUGUUGGGCAGCGAUGUUUUCUUGUGUUACAAAAAGUCAAUGAAUCGUGAAAAUUUGAUAUCUCUAAAACCAACAAUACUCUAUAAGUAUCCAAUAUUGGAUUACAAUAAUUUCGUAUUUCCAAACUCUGUCGCAAUGUUUUGCCUACCAAUGGGUGCUACUAUUGAAUGCUGGCCGAAAAUUGCCUGUAAACCAAAACCAGUUUUUUCUACAUUUGUAUUAACAGUAGCCGAUGCUGCCCAAAAAAUAUAUGGCUCCGCCAUUACAUUCUAUGAAGAAAUUGUGCCCGAUUUGUACAUUCCAAAGGAGAAUGUUCAGCCGGAAAAUUGGGAAACAUCGAAUGAUAACCACAAUAUUGAUGAAACUUUAGAUGUAUCAAAUAAAUCACAAAGUCAAUUGAAAGUUAUUAAGAAAUUUGGUAUUCUUAAGAAAUUGAACGCAAGUCAAAUGGAAAAAUUGCAAUAUGUUGAUCCUGAUACACAGUCGUUAAAUUUGAGUAAAUCCAUUUGUAUUUUAUCUCAUUGGCCAUUUUUUGAUACUUUUGAGAAGUUUUUAGUUUUUUUACAUAGUAUGGUUGAUGGCAAACCACAGAAUAUUCAUAUAGAAAAGUACAUAUCAUACUUUUUGUGUGACAUACCUUUUCCCAGUGCUCAGAGGCCAAGAAUACUUGUACAGUUAAGUAGUCAGGAUCGUUUAAUUUUAACCCAACCAGAGGACUUAGCUUUGCCAAGGUCUGGUGCAAGUUUUAGACAAUUGUUAAUGAAUUUAGGUCCUGACAAUUGCAUGCUGAUUUUACUUUUAAUAUUGACAGAACAAAAAAUUCUAGUUCAUUCAUUGAGACCAGAUGUACUUACAUCUGUGAGUGAAGCAAUUGCCAUGAUAUUAUUUCCAUUCAAGUGGCAAUGUCCAUAUAUACCGCUGUGCCCUUUAGGUUUAGCUGAAGUUUUACAUGCUCCAUUGCCAUUCCUCAUUGGUGUAGAUUCUCGAUUUUUUGAUUUAUACGAUCCGCCCAAUGAUGUCAACUGUGUUAAUUUGGACACCAAUAAUAUAGCUGUUUGUGAUGACAAAAAAUAUUUAAGUAUUAAACUGUUACCUAAAAAAGGAGCAAGAAUGCUUAGAAGCCUAUUGGAACUUUUGUAUUCAAAGCUGAUUUCUCUUGGGAAAAACUAUUCACAUAGAGAUAAAGGCGAUGAAGAUUUCAGUGUGGAUAAAGAGUUCCAACAAAAACGAAAGGAACAAGUUCUAGAACUUGAGAUACAAGACGCUUUUUUAAGAUUCAUGGCAAUGAUAUUAAAGGGUUAUCGUUCAUUUUUGUUACCAAUUACGAAAGCACCAACUGUUGGGUCCACAGAUCCUACGAGUUUAUUUAACAUGCAAGCUUUCUUAAGAAGUCGAGACAAAGCUCAUGCCAAGUUUUACAGUAUGCUCGUAAGAACCCAAAUGUUUAUCAGAUUCAUUGAAGAAAGGAGUUUUGUUUCUGACAUGGAUAUGGCUGGUUUAGCGUUUUUUGAUGAGUGCACUGAACGCGUUGACGAGGAGAACGUGAUGCUUUUGGAAUUAGAUGAAUCUCAACACAGUGAACGCACUGUUUUUAUUCCACCUCCAGAAGCUGCAACAAAUGUACAGCAGAUAAUUUAUGAUACAUUUAAAUUAAAUCCUGAUUUAAUGAAACCCCAAAAACAUGUCAAUUUGAAAAAUCCAGUUUUCAGUGAUUUUACAAUUGUGCCUGGCAGUCCGAUGGCUCGCAGAACAAAACAUGAAAUUAAAAUUGCCCAAAAGAUGGCCAGAAAGCAGGCGGCUCUACCAGAUCGAUGGAGCAAAUGCUUACUUGGCACCUGUUAUAGUUUGUGGUUUUUACACUUACCAGCUAUGUUGCUAACUUCAAGUCAACCUGCAGCUGUUUUGCAUCAGGGAUACGAAUUACUUGUUAAAAUGCAAAAACUGCGCUUGGAUCCAAUGGAAGAGGUUUGCUAUCGAGUGAUGAUGCAAUUAUGCGGUUUAUACGGCCAACCAGUGUUAGCAGUAAAAUUAUUAUUUCAUAUGAAGCGAAGUGGAGUUCAACCAAAUGCAUUAACAUACGGAUUUUAUAACAAGGCUGUGUUAGAAGCUACUUGGCCUUCUGAUAUGACGAAUUCGAGUCAGUUAAUGUGGAAUAAAUUACGCAAUGUGAUAGUCGGCGCUGCAUUAUUUAAGAAAGCGGGAAUCAGAAGUGCCAGGAAAAGGCUAUGUUCUAGUAGCGAUAUUAUUUCGUCCGAUGAUAAAUCUCUAAGUAUGGCACAUGCUAUUUCAAGGUCCAGUCUUGACAGUACUCACUCGCAAGACACUGAAGGAAUACAUGGUAUUUCACUGAAGGGUAGUUCAGUACCAGACCUUUCCGGUUUCAGUCUAAACGAAAUGAAAACGAAGCUCCCUCGUCAAAGUAGUAUUGUAAAAGAUUCAAUGAUAAGUGCUAUGCAAAGCGAGAUGUUCGAUCAUAGUUCUAAUAAUUGCAGAAUUAAACGUAAUGUAGAAUCACCUUUGAAAAGUCCUAUUCGAACACCCGUCACGGAAAACGAUCCAUUGGGGGCAUUAAUAAACGACGAUACUCCGAUUGUAUCACCUUGUGAUGAAAAUGACUCCAACUGUUCUUCAAGCACAUUGACGGUUUUAAAUAGUACAAUCGAAGACCGACCAGGUGGUCCCGUUUUAUUCAGAAGUCAUAUCCUGCCACGAAGUGCUACUUUCCAUCAGGCUGCAGAAGAUGACUUAACAAUUGGUGGUCAUUUACAGAGAAGUGAAACGAUGCCUCAUUCUGUUACUUUGCAAGGGGAUCAAGAGAGAGAAAAGGAGAGGGCAGAACUCGGAAAUCUUUGGAUUCAAAAUAAAGACAGUGUAACAUCUAGUCUGUCCAGUAUAGGUUCAAGUUUGAAACUCAGUUUUGGUUCCUCAAGUUUAACUGGAAAGAAAUCGAAUGAAAUAAUUCAAGGUGGCUUGAAUAGUCUAAAAUCAGCCGCCACAACUGUGGUGAAAAAGUUUGAUGAAAUAAAAGAAGCUAUUUCGGCUAAUAGCACUCCAGUGAAGCUAAAAGAGCGUGACCAAAGAAUGGGUUUCGAAGUGUCACAUGAAUCUCUAGACUCACUUACAGAUGGUUCUCAGCAAGAUCGAAAUGAAUUAUUUACAAGAAUGUCUGGUGACGCAAGUGUUGAAUUGAACUCUCUUUACGAGUUGGCAGAAUGUUUAUAUCCAAAACUGCCAAAAGACACUGAAGAUCGUUUUGCAGUUGAACUUAUUCUUUCCAGUGCAAGUAGAUGUCAUAAUUGCUCGUCCAUUCUUUACGAUGAAGAAAUCAUGGCUGGCUGGCAACCAGAAGAUUCGAAUUUGAAUACUAUUUGUCAAUUUUGCGAUAAAGCAACUGUACCGCUGCUCACAGUGACUGUACUGGAUUACAGAUGUGAAGAAGCGGAGAAAAAUAAUGAUCCACUAUCAGAUGCUUUAGUCGAAUUAAUGCAGAAGCCACGAGAAUUGACGACUCCAAUAACAGUGCCGUACCUCAAUCCCCUUGUUUUGAGGAAAGAAUUAGAGAAUGUUUUAGAUCAAGAAGGAGAUUCGUGUUUAACGAAGAAUAAAUUCAUUCUCGAACAUCCAAUUGUUUAUUGGAAUCUUAUUUGGUAUUUCGAAAGAAUUAACCUUUCCAGUCACUUGCCGGAAAUAUGGCUGAAUAGCGAGGAGGAAAAUGAAUUGCAGCCAUCUUCUGCAUUAAUCGGUGUCCGAACAAUGUGGGAUAAUGAAUGUCUUCAUCUAUGUCGAUUGCCGAUGUAUCUGCAGUGGAAGUCGAGUACAGACAGAACGUCAAUGCAGACAAUUAUUGCCAAUGUUCGACAUAACGAUUUAGUAGAGCCUAUAAGAAGGCUUGCACUAGAGAGAAGUAAAAUAUCUGAAGAUCAAACAUCUUUUUCUAUUUAUAGGGAUAUACUUUUCUUAGCCUUUACUGUUCUUGGUAGAGGUAAUAUUGAUCAGGGAGCAUUUGAUCGUGAAUAUAGUCUCUCUUUAGAAAGGUUAUCAGAAAAUGAUGAGAAGCUAUUGAGACAUGUAGAUGCUGCACCUUCCUUAAUGACUCUCUUCUGUAGGCAUUACUUCAAACAAUUAAAUGUAUAAAAGUUAUAAAGUCUAUUUUUAAAAGUCUGAUAAAACAAAUGUACCAAAAAAAGAAGUUUGUUUUUCAAAAGAAAUACUUUCUCAAUAUUUUAAAAAAUAUUAAAAUUUUAAAAAAAUGUA